Messenger RNA from Pangasianodon hypophthalmus (striped catfish), 3300 nucleotides. RefSeq names its product C-type mannose receptor 2-like. The record is from RefSeq and is a predicted model, not a curated record. The transcript is spliced from 2 exons. Lineage: Eukaryota; Metazoa; Chordata; Actinopteri; Siluriformes; Pangasiidae. Bases 2300 to 3043 code for a protein of 247 amino acids.
UUGAAUGUCAGUACUUUGAACAGUUAUGGUACUUUGCAAAGUUUCCCAGCAUCAGAAAGUCUUCAGGAUAGUGGAAUUUACACUUGGUUUCUCGACAAGCUGCAUUUUUUUUGACAGAUAGAGAGAGAGAGAGAGAGAGAGAGAGAGAAAGAGAGAGAGAGAGAAAGAGAGAGAAGUUUGAGAGGGAAGAACUGUUUAUCAUGGCUAUAAUAUAAAUGGUAUCAGGAACAUAUUUGUCUCAUGUGUUGAAGAUUAUAUCUUAAAUAUAAACCCUUAAAAUCUGCGACCGUGCAGUUAUAUGAAACCACACAGUCUACCUAUCACAAAAGGAUGCAAUAGUGGUACAAUGUACACUGACUAGCCACAUUAAUAGGAACACCUGCAUUCCAUGCAAUUAUCCAAUCAACCAUGUGGCAACAGUGCAACACAUAAAAACACUGGGCACAGGCUCACCGAAACUGGACAGGUGAAGACUGGAAAAAAAAAAAAAGUGAAAAAUAAGUUUUUCCAAUCUUCAGCCAUCCAGUUUGGGUGAGUUUGUGCCCACAUGCCAUAGUCAAAGUCACAGAGAUCAAAUUUUUUUCCCAUCCUGAUGUUUGAUCUGAACAUUAACUGAGGCUCUUGGCCUGCAUCUGCAUGACUGUAUGUAUAUGAGUGUAUGCACUGCGCUGCUGCCACCUGAUUGGCUUAUUAGAUAAUUGCAUGAAUGAGUAGAUGUACAGAUGUUCCUAUUAAAAAUUAGCCAAUGACUGUAAGUGUUAGGGCAUUUUAUUGAGGCUUAGAACAAGCAGAACAAACACGCCUAGGCAGCAGGGACUUCCACAAAUAAAUCUCAGAGAAAGACUAGAGCUCCUGCCCUCAGACUGUACAAGUGCCUUCUUGGCAGCUGUAUAUAAUUAUUGUGCUUUGCAUGGCCCCUCAGGGCACCCAGUGUUUACAAUCAUAUAAUUAGUGGAAUUCUCUGUAUAACUCUUGACUUUUUAUUUAGUUCUUCCUGUUGAAGGACACUAUUUACUAAUUACUGGGAAAUUAAUAUGGAAGAUAUUUAGUUCUGACCAACUGAGGGAUCCUGGAAGUUUAAGGUCAGGUCAUACUUGCAAAUUGGCCAUGUCAAUACCAGCCUACUCACGAGCAAGCUAUCUAUCUCAUUAAUUAUCAUUAAAAUUAGGCUAGAUACCUCAAUUAUCAUAGAGAGAUUUCAAAUAUUGUCCUAAUUUCCAUAUCUGAUGCAUGAUGCAUUUUGUCAUACAGUGGGAUCAAAAAAAAGUCUGAGAGCACUACAGAAAAUGCUUCUAUUUUUUUUUCUUUUUUUCAAUGCCUCUAUCUGUUUUCAUUAGAAAAUGUAAUUAUUUGCAAUAUAAGUAAAAAGUAGAAUCUUAGAAAUAUUCACAUAAAUUUCAGAAUUGUAUCUGAUAUGUUGAUUACAUCCUGACGAUCCACGUUAGAUCAAAUCCAUCAGAGUGUCGUCUGAGCAUGUGCUUCCAUGAAAGGGAUGAGACUCAAGGAAAAUCUGACCUACAGAGGAAUGAACAAAUUUGCUUCACUUUAAAUAGUGACCUAGAAAUAUGACAGAAAUCGCUCCUGCAGAAAUCGCCCUUCUUUGUUUUCCAGUUAAUACCAGAUUUUCAAUAUAGUCUCAGUCUUUUGCACCACACUGUACGUUACAGUCGUCCCAUUUUAUCCUGGUAGUGUUAUAUCCAUAUUGUUUACUAGGUUGUAGUAAAUUAUUCCAUUACCGUAGCAAAAGCUGAGAAAAAAAGAAGAAAAAUUGUAUCCCUGUUUUCCAAUGCGCAAGUUGUAGUCUUUAGUCUUGUGUGUGGUGUUUGAGAUGUAGAUAGCAAUUUUAUUUCACCUAAAAGCGCAAUGUUUUGGGCAAUAAGCAAAUUGAUGACACAAUUUUUGCCUAGAUAGACUACGCCUCACUUCACCUCAUCUCACCUCUUUCAACACGCUAUAUCUAGGGUUUCAUUUUAUACUCUGAAUAAUGGCGAUUUUGUCAUGCUUAAUGCCCAAACAGACUUGAGAGACACAAUUGUUUUAUUUUAGUUUUUUUCUCUCAUUUAUGGUACAUUGGUAAAAUGGAGAAGGGACCAUUAGCAGAAAUAAGGUUGAAGCCUGGAAGCUUGAUUGUUAAGAUUGUUAAGAGAACCAAAUCCCAGCGAUGUUUGCAUUGCUCGUUUCCUCGGAAGAUUAUUCAAAGUUGUGCAUCUUGGUUUGAAUUUAUUUGUUUACUGCUUCUAUGAGUGAAUUUAUUUAAGAGGUCUGUUCAGAAUAGUGCUCAAAUGCAUCACAUCGAGAGAUGAAGGCUGUUCAUGCUGUCCUCCUCUUUGUGGCUUUAGCAGGAGCAGCCACUUGUCAGUUAGUGAGAAAAAACAUUUUUGUGAACAGACCGUUGUCCUGGACUCAAGCUCGGGAAUACUGCAAGACAUAUUAUGAAGACCUGUCGACAAUUAACACACCAUGGGAGUAUGAAAAGUUCAAAAAUGAUGUAGCAGAUUAUCUUUCAGCGGAAUGUUGGGUCGGCCUUAGUAAGAGUUCGUUUAACUUGAUCUAUACUGAGUGGUCUGAUGGAAGCGCUUUAGGAUUUCCUGUGUGGAAAUUUGGAGAGCCUAAUAACCUGCGCUCUUAUCACUGUGUGACUAUAAACAAUAUGGAGCUGGCUGAUUAUGACUGUAAACAACCUCUGAAGUUCUUCUGCUACAAAUGGGUGCCUCAGAUGGUCUUGGUAGAGAUGAUGAUGAACUGGGAAGAGGCACUGCAGUACUGCAGAACAUACUACACUGACCUGGUAAGUGUGACCAGCGACAAAGAUCUGAGUGUGGCCAUAUCGACGAGCAUGACCAGUCAGACUCGCAGUGUUUGGACUGGCUUGCACUUCAUGGAUGGCUCAUGGUUCUGGGUGAACCAGAAUCAUCUGGAGAACCUGACCUUGCUGCCCUCAUGCCCCAUCAGACCUUUCCACUGUGGAGCCCUAAAAGCUGGAGAUGAUGGUUGGGAAAACAGAGACUGCAAUGAGGAACUGAACUUCCUUUGCAACUACUAAAAAGGGUCGCUGCAAUCAAAAAAAUGGGACCAGAUGGAACAACAAAGAAGAAGACAUAGGCCUAUGUGAUGCAUGUCUGUCUGUUACAUUUUGGCUAGAUUAAGUUUUGUGUGGUAGCAGCCAGAACUGAAUAAAUUGACUGAAAUCAUUUACUAUUUAUCCUAUUGUUGUCAGUUAGAUAUCAUGUAUAACAUUUUAUUACAAUAGUCUCAUAUAAACAUGUUAGUAGUACCAGUAAAAACGAUUUUGCUCUUUCA